AUGCCGGCUCUGACCUUCUCCCACCCUUGCAGGAUGCAGAGGUGGCCGGUGCUGCUCUUCCUGGCCUGGGCCUGUUUCCUCUUCUUCUCCGGCAUCGGUCUCUUCACCAGCGGCUUCCUGCUCAUGAGGAUCGAGCUCACCAACCGCAGCUCCUGCUCGGACCCGCUGGCCGCCCCGGCCUGGGCCGGGCAGGGGGUCGCGCCCGGCGCCUGCUGGAUGCCCCAGCGUGUCCCCAAGGCCGUGCUGCUCAUCAUAGAUGCCCUGACCUUCGAGUUCGCCCGCUUCGAUCCAGCUAAGGCGCAGCCCCGGCCCUACGAGAACAAGCUGGGCUUCCUGCACCAGCUGGCCGGCUCCCAGCCCCGCCACGCCCGGCUCUACCGCUUCCGAGCCGACCCGCCCACCACCACCAUGCAGCGCAUCAAGGGCAUCACCACUGGCUCCCUGCCCACCUUCAUCGACGUGGGCAGCAACUUCGCCUCCUAUGCCAUCGAGGAGGACAAUCUGCUCGGCCAGCUGGUGCAGAACGGGAGGAGAGUGGUCUUCAUGGGGGAUGACACCUGGGAUGGGCUCUUUCCCCAGAAGUUCUUCCGCUCGUAUUUCUUCCCGUCAUUUAACGUGAAGGAUCUUCACACGGUGGACGAUGGGAUCCUGCAGCAUCUCUACCCGACUGUGGAUGGUGGUGAGUGGGACCUGCUGAUUGCUCAUUUCCUGGGUGUGGAUCAUUGUGGGCACAAGCAUGGACCAGACCAUCCAGAAAUGGCCAAGAAACUCACCCAGAUGAACGAGAUGCUCAGGUCGCUGGUGGAUCACCUGGGGAACGACACCCUGCUGCUGGUGGCAGGGGACCAUGGAAUGACCGAGACUGGGGACCACGGAGGAGACAGCGAGAAGGAGGUGAACGCGGCGCUCUUCGUGUACAGUAAAACGCCUCUCUUUGGAGCUCACCUUCCCGAGGAGCCGGAAACCAUCCCGCAGGUGAACCUGGUGCCCACGCUGGCCCUGCUGCUGGGCGUGCCCAUUCCCUACGGUAACAUCGGGGAGGUGAUGGCUGAGCUGUUCUCGGGGGACGGCGCCGCCACUUCGGCAGCACUCAGUCAGCUCUCGGCGUAUCGCAUCAAUGCCAGACAGGUGGACCGUUUCCUGCACUCCUACUCGCUGGCUGCCCAGGACCUGCCGGCCGAGCGGCUCUGGCACCUGCGGGAGCUUUUCUCUGCCGCGAUGGAGGAGCACGACCGGCUGCUGGCCCAAGUGCGGGAGGGGCUUCCUGCAUCGCCCGAGCUGGAGGCCAGGCUGGGGCGACUGGUUGGCCGCUUCCAGCGUUACCUGCGGGAGGCCCGGGCCGUGUGCAUGGAGUCCUGGGCCCGCUUCCACCCCCUGCGCAUGGUGGCUGGCUGUGCGCUCAUCGCCGCCUCCUGCCUGCUCUGCUGUGUCGCCUCGGAGCUGGCGGCAGCCCUGGACUUCUCCUACCAAAGCCGCCUCCUGUACCCGCUUCUCUGGGGCCUGGCGGUGGCGGCUGUGCUGGGGAUGGGCCACCUGCUCACCAGGGAGGGUCUGGACCUCAUUCUAGUGUUGUCGUGGUCGGCUGCCGCCUCCCAGCUGGCCUUCUUCUGGCACUCGUGGGGUCGCCGGUCCCGUCGAGCCCAUUUGGCUGGUGUCCAGCCGCUGGUGGCCACCGCGGGCCUGUGGCAGAGAUUGCGAGCAUGGCAGGGGCUGGUCCUCCCCAUGGGCAUCCUCUUCAUCCGGUGCUGCGCCAUGUUCUCGGACAGCUUCGUGGUGGCCGAGGCCCGGGUGGCCCCAUUCCUGCUCGCGUCCCUGGCCAUCCUGCUGGUGGGGAAGCUGCACUGGCACGGCCGGCUGACCGCUCCGGAAGCCCCCAAGCAACCCCCGGGGUCUGCCUUUUACCAGAAGGAGAGCUGGCAGCUUCUGUGCCUCCUGGCUGUGCUCCUGGCCUGCCUGCGCCUCUCGGGCCUUUUCCACCAGUGCCGCGAGGAGAUCCCGCACUGCCAGCCCUCGUCCUUCCUGGCCCCCCUCGCCAGCCUGCAGAGCACUCAGGCCAAAAACCUCUUCUACCUCCUGUGCGUGGCCUCGCUGGCCGGGCUGGUCUACGCCGUGCGGCGCUGGCUGCGGCACUACGGGAACCUGAACAGCACCAGCCCCCUGGUGCUCUUCGUGCGCUGGGCCUUCCCGUUGGCGGCCGUCUGGAUCGCUUGCUACUGGGCCGUCACCUCGGGGGCGGAGGACACGCUGGGCAAGCUGCAGGAGCUGGUGCAGGUGGCGCUGGUGGGCUUCCCACGGGCCGUCUACGGCCUGGCAUCCCUGGGGCUCCUGCUGGCGCUGUGGACGCCCGUGACGGUGUUCGUGAAGGACAGCCGGGAGUCAGUGGGGCCCAUUGUGACCCCUUAUCAGGGGGCCCCCAGCUCCCAAGCCGACCUCCAGCACGUCAUCCCACAGAUCUACAGGAGGAUGCAGGAGUCUCUGAAGAGCCAGCUAGACAGGGGUCACCGGAGGGCCACGGUGGCAGCCUACGGGCUGGGGAGCGUGUACUCAGCCACCCUGGUCAUAGUUCUCACGCUGCUGGGCUUCCUCCUGCUGAUCCUGCACAGCGAGAGGAUGAGCCUUGCCUUCCUGCUCCUCUUCCUGGAGGCCUUUGUGCUGCUGCGGAUCCACGCCUGUGUCGUGAGCCUCGCCGGGGACGCCGAGCCCUUCGUGGUCCCCUGGUAUGCGGUCACCGCCUGGGUUUUUGCUGCCACCCAGUUCUUCUAUUCCACGGGCCACCAGCCCAUCUUCCCAGCCAUCCACUGGAACGCAGCCUUCGUGGGCUUCCAGGAGGGCCACAGCACCCACCUGCUGCCCGCUGUCCUGGUGGGGGCCAACACGUUCGCCUCCCACAUCCUCUUUGCAGUUGGCUGCCCUCUGCUCCUGCUCUGGCCCUUCGUCUGUGAGGCGCCCAACUCCCAGAGGAGGAAGCUGAAGAAGGAACUGCGGGAGGAGCUGCAGGAGCAGGAGGAGGAGCCCAUGAUGGAGAUGAGGCUGCGGGAGUCUCCGGAGAGGUUCUCAGCGGCUCUGCUGCAGCUGGGGCUCAAAUACCUCUUUGUGCUUGGCGUGCAGCUCCUGGCCUGCGUCUGGGCAGCCAUGAUCCUCAGGAGGCAUCUCAUGGUCUGGAAGGUGUUUGCCCCAAAGUUCCUCUUUGAGGCUCUGGGCUUCAUGGUGAGCAGCAUCUGCCUCCUGCUGGGGAUUUUCCUGGUGAUGCGUGUGGACUGCGCGGUCAGCGCCUGGUUCGAGCAGCUCCAGCCCAGAUAG
Emys orbicularis (European pond turtle) is the source of this 3300-nucleotide messenger RNA. RefSeq names its product phosphatidylinositol glycan anchor biosynthesis class O (gene PIGO). Gene Ontology annotation, molecular function: mannose-ethanolamine phosphotransferase activity. Gene Ontology annotation, cellular component: endoplasmic reticulum membrane. The transcript is spliced from 10 exons. Gene Ontology annotation, biological process: GPI anchor biosynthetic process. Bases 1 to 3300 code for a protein of 1099 amino acids. The record is from RefSeq and is a predicted model, not a curated record. Lineage: Eukaryota; Metazoa; Chordata; Testudines; Emydidae.